AUGGAGUGUUGUAUACAUUCUGAAAAAGGAAGUGAUCCAAACGAUAAAAUUAUUCAAGUUAGUGCGAAAUCUGGCGACACUAUUCUGUAUUAUGCCCAAGAGUGGAUCAAAACACGAGAUGAAUAUGGACGAUCAUAUGCUGUUAUUGCGUCUAAACUGGUUAAUGAACUUGUGGGGGAUGACCAAGUAUUUCCUGCAUCAUGUGGUUACCACCGAAAGUGUUACCAGCUUUUUACAAAUAAGAAAAAUCUAGAAUCGUCAAGGAAGAGGAGUAUUCAGUCUUCGGAUGAUGAAAAUAAUCGAAGCAUUCCCAGGUAUAUUUUACCAGUUACCACUGAAUUUUAAACUUUUAAUGAAUAUUAAAGUUAUAGUGAAUAUUAAACAAUAAUUCGGCAUCUUUAUGGUUCUAUAAAGGCCUUAAAAUCCAUCAAAUUGUUUACUGUUUAUUUUUGUCAGGAGAUAUAAAACUAUGUAUAAAAUCAAUGUCCUUGUGUUUCUCUGUGUUUUACCCGUAAGCCAUUUUUCGAAAAUGUGUGCUAUCAACUCCCUCCCCCAUCAUCGAUGGUCCUUUUUGUCUAAAAUACAUGCAAAAACAGGGCCCGCGGAGCGUAUUAGAGAGUGGGGGGGCUCAUAGGCGUACGGGGCCGCUAAAUUCUGGGGGGGCGGUAGCUUUUUUGCCCAAACAAUUCCACAUUGCCCAAAAAAUGUCAAAAUUUUCCGGACAACCAAUAUUUUUCGGAACAUAACACAAAUUUUCCAAAAAUCACAAAAUUUGCCAAAAAAUUUACUUAAUUUUAGACAAAAUUGACAGAAUUUGUCCCAUUUUUUUUAAUUGCAAACCAAAAUUGCCCAAAAAUUUGCCCAAUCUGCCCAAAAAACUGGGAUAUUGCCCAACUGCCCAAAAAAUUGCCCAACUGCCCAAAAAACGCCCCCCCCCCCCGCCCCGUACGCCUAUGGGGGGGCUAAAGGGUGAGGUUUAAUUAAUUUAGAAAGUUUCAUUUACAUUUCUAUUUUAAUAAUUUUGGCUGUCAAAAAAAGUAGGGGGGCUAAAGCCCCCCCAGCCCCCCCGUCUCCGCGGUCCCUGAAAAAAUGAAGAGCAGGACUUUCUCUAGCUUUAGGGUUAGGCUUUUGGUUGUUCAUACAUCAACGAAGCACAUGAAUAGCUUAGUUCAGAAGAGUGCUUUAAUAUUUCCUUAACCAAACAUUGCAGGCAGCUUAGUUUAGUGUAUUCCUCUGCUUGUAUCUGUCACUACUGAAAAUGUUGUAGUUAAUAGUUAGUAGUUAAUCAUAAUAAUAGCAAUAUUAGUGAUAAUAGUAAUUAGUAUAAACAAUGUCAUGAUUUUUUUGCAAUGAUUUAAUGUAGUGGGCAAGCUGAAAAAUCUGCUUGCCCGCAGUUGGAAUUGAACCCGUGACCCACACUGGGCAAGCUGAGGAAUCUGCUUGACCGUGGUUGGAAUCGAACCGCGGUUGGAGUCGAACCCGUGUUUGGAAUCGAACCUGCGACCUUGUUCAUGGGUUUGAUUCCAACCGCGGUCAAGCAGAUUUUUAUCAUCAUCUAGGAUUGGCUCUAUAAUUUUAUGACUGAGUAUUAACAUUGAUCAUAGUGCAAAUCAUAAAACGUUCAGUCUGUUUAGGUGGGAAAUAAAUGCAGGACACCAAAGCAUUGAAGUUCAAAAAUACAAAAAUUAUUUGGUUGGGGAUACCCAAACCCUCGUAUCAGUUCACAGUUUCCAUGUUCACCACUCCUGCUGAGUUCUCUUUUCCUUGAUGUCCCCUCCCACACCCUACUUCCGAAUUCUUAAUAAGGUCCCGGUGUUUCAGAAAAAAGACAAGACAAAGUCAAGGUACCGUGAGCCAUAUUGUUAAAGCAACAGUGACAUUGUUUGGGAAAAAAUGCAUUAUCUGUCAAAAGGAAAAAUACAAGAAAGAUAGUUCAACAGGUAUUAUUGAAACUAAGAAAGUAUUGUUGUUUACUUCGUUUGUCUAAUAGAUAGAAUAAACAAUAUUUGAAUUGCAUUUCUGACUGUACUUUUUUCACCUAUAUACAUUAUAUAUUUUGUUCCUGAUUAAACAAUGUUAUUUCUGUCAUAUGCACUGACCUAAUAGUAUAUUUGAUAUGAUCAAUAGUUAUUUUUGUCUUAGGGGCGUAUAAGCCUGAGCCGUUGACUAAGUGUAUGUCACCAAGCGCAGAAAAUGCUAUCAAGUUUGCUGCUCGGAAGAAGCAGGAUGAGAAAGUUCUGUUUAUUGUUAAAGGGGAAGAUUUAAAAGCAAAGGAAGCUCAAUAUCACCACUCCUGCUUUAGAACGUUCACAUAUAUUCCAGUAGAACACGAUAUGUCAACUGAUGAUGCUUAUUCGAAAUUCUGUAGUGAAAUCAUUCAAGACCGUAUUAUUAAGGGGGGUGAAGUAAUAAAGAUCUCGAAAUUGGCAGAAAUUUACAGCAGCUAUUUGCAGCCAGAUGCAGAUGCACCGUAUUUUUCAAAUUGGAACUUGAAGCGGAAGUUGAAGAAAACAUUCCCGUCUUUGAUAUAUAUCAAAGUCAAAGACAUUGCCAACUGUGAGUUGGUUUGCAGUCGCGAACAAAAUACUAUGUUUGUGGCCCAUGCAUCGACAGAGGAAUCUAGUGACGAAGAUGAAGUGCGCACCAUGGGGAAUUUAGAACACAAUGAUCAGCGAGAAUUAUUCAUCUCGUCCCAAAUUGUGAAGAGAGCCAUUGAAAUGUCUCCACGAUUAAAUGUUCCAAACCCCCCGUUGGCCUCCGAUCUCACGGGAGACGCUGCAGAAAAAAUCGUGCCAAUUGAACUGUUUAAUUUCCUGGCUUGGAUAACUGGUGCAUGCGGUGAACCAGUUUCCGCUAGUGAGAAAAAAUUCGUAGAGCUUGACAACGACAGUGAUCGUCAGAAGAUAUUGUCCAUCUGUCAAGACAUUAUCUUUCUCAAGUCCAAAGGAAGAAGAAUCGUACCCAAGCAUCUUAUUCUUGGCCUCACCAUUCGACAUGUUACUGGCAGUUCGAAAUUAAUUGACAUUGUAUCAGGACUGGGGCACUGUAUGUCUACCAAGGCAGUCAUCGAUUAUGACUCAGAUCUUGCCAGAUACCGUGCACAGCAAAGCAGUGUUAUACCACGCGGGUUCAGUAAGUCAUUUACCACAUGUGUAUUUGACAACAAUGACAUAAACGAAGAAACACUAAGUGGUAAAGGAACAACACAUUGCACCACUGGUAUAGUUAUACAACGAAUGUCUGAAGGUUCUGUAGUGGAUGAUGAAAAUCGUCAGGCAAUUUCCAAGUCAAGGGGGAAACGAGUGGAGGUAUCGAGUACAGAAAUACAGCCAAUCUUCUUGAAGAAAAAGAGUCCGUCUGCAACAUUUGAAGUUACUGCCAUAGACGAAAGUAGUGGUGAUAGAUAUGAUAACAUUUGCUACGUUCUAGCAAAAUUUCGCUGUGAAGAAGAAGAAGAAGAACCUUUACCAUCAUGGAGUGGAUUUUUUACACAGCUCACGACACUGGUUCCUGAUAAGAGUCGGAUUGGCUAUCUUCCUAUUAUUGAUGGCAGUCCUACAGAUCUUGGUGUCGUUAACGCUGUUCUUUCACAAAGCAUAGACAUAGCAGACAAACUGAACCAAAAUUCCAUUGUUGUUGUCAUGGAUGAAGCCGUAUAUGCUAAAGCUCAGUUGAUCCGUUGGACCGAUGAUGUGUUUCAGAAUCGAUUAGUUCUACGACUUGGUGAAUUCCAUGUCAUAAUGUGCUUUCUGGGUGUGAUUGGCAAACGAUUUCAAGAUGGUGGUUUACGUGACAUCCUCAUUGAAAGCAAUAUCGUCGCAGAAGGAUCUAUAAAUGGUGUUUUGUCAGGAAAACACUACAACCGUAGUAUAAGAUCAAUGAAAAUCGUCUAUGAGGCAAUAUAUCGUCUCGUUAUCACCGCAUUUUUAGAUUUCAUGUCCGAUGAUGAGAGAAAUUCAUUGGAAUAUGUAGUACAUGAUCUGAAGGCAGCUUUUAGUAAUGGAACUUUUACUGAAGUUGCAGAGAGUGAAGAUGUCCGAAAUUUCCUGAGAAAACUAAAUGAAUUUACAAGUGAAAAGGGAAAGUCAAGUCCGACCUUUGCAUAUUGGUUGAGUUUCCUUGAAAUGGUAGAUAUACUAUUGGAAUUCGUAAGGGCAACUAGGUUAGUAGACUAUAACACUUAUUAUGCUUUAUUUUAUGGGUUUUUGUGAUUAAUGCGACCUUUUUUAAUAGUUCGAGUUCUCAAAGGUAUACGCUGUGUAAUGUGUAAUUUAAUUAUAAACAGAUAAAAAUUACUUCUGUUUCUAUUUCCAGAGCGGGUGAUUGGUUUCUGCACCUCAGCUCGGUUCGACGCAUGCUACCCUGGAUUUUUGCGUAUGACCGCGUGCACUAUUCUCGUUACCUACCCGUAUACUGGUUAGAAAUGCUGAACUUACCAACCAGUAAUCCAGAUAUUCAUGAGCAAAUGAUAGCUGGAAAUUUUGCAACCCAACGUACAUCACAGCCAUUCAGCCAGACUCCAAUGGACCAAACUCUCGAGCAGACGCUGAAUAAGAAUUCCAAAACUAAAGGUGGUAUGAUUGGAUUCUCAAUUAACAAAUCUGCUGUCCAUCGAUGGAUUAAAAGUUUUGCUGAUAGAGCAGAGAUUCAAUCUAUAUGUGAGAGUAUGGCUGGUCGUGGUAAUCAUACACGUCAAAGGAAAGAAAUGGAUAUCACUCGGAGAUUACAUGAUGAGAAGUCGGUGAAAAGUGUGAUCAGUACCAUAGAGGCAAUGACAAAUCCUGUUUCCAUAGAGGAUGACGAGUUGGUCAACAUUGUCUCUGGCGCCGUUGCGUCACCGGAGGUCAAAGAAGAUAUUGCACGAGCCAAAACUGCUGGAGAGGAACAAUGCUCUGAGUACAUUGAUCUACGCCUAAAGAAAAAGGAACUGGAGGUUUUUGAUGUAAUCACAGCACUGAAACUCAAAACGUUUUCAUCAACCACUAAGACCACUAAGGCAAAAUCGGAAAAUACAGUGUUACAAACUACAGCAAGAGAUCUUGCCCGAGUUCUGAUAGUCGCCAAGUCUAAUAACUUGGACUUAAAUUACGUACUGUCUUUCCCUCUGUGCCCAGUGCCAUUGUCGCUUGCCAACUAUGACGGGACGUUAGCUAAGACUGACAAGUCUGCCAUAGGCCGUUUCCUGGAGAAGAAUGUUGAAGACGUAACGAAUUUGAAUGGUUCCACUGCUUGGAUUAUUGAUGCCAUGGCUCUAAUUCAACGUCUGAAGGACAUUCCCAUCACAUUCGAUGCAUUGUCUGUGAAAGUCUUGAAGAGUGUGAUAGCUACAGCUACUCAACAUCGUUGCACCAGAGUUGACUUCGUUGCUGACCGAUACCCCGAUUUGAGCAUUAAGAAUGCUGAGAGAGAGAGGCGAAAAGGAAAAGGAGCUUCUGUUAUCCGUUUAAAAGUUGACCAUGGUUCAAAGAAGACCCCAAAGCAAUUCAAGAAAUUCCUCUCGGUGGGAAAAAAUAAGGAAAGCUUAAUAGAGUUUUUCUUUGACCAUUGGAAGACAAUCGAUCCAAGUUUUCUUCAAGAGGUUGAGUUAUACUUCGCACAAGGCUGUCAGUGUCACAAGUUCAAGGCGUCAGCGACGAACUUGACUGUGGAGUCAGUAGAUGUCUUAUUCUCUGACCACGAGGAAGCUGACACUAGGAUGGGAUUGCACGCUUUGCAUGCCUUUCAACAACAUGAAGAAGUUACGAUCCAGUCUGAUGACACAGAUGUACUCAUCAUUUGCAUCGGCCUCAAUAAACUACUUUCUGGAAAACUGUAUAUUCAGCGCGGUAAUUUGGCAAACUUGAGAACUAUCAACAUUGAAUCGGUAGUCAGUAUUUUACCAGAUGGAGUGGCGGAAGCUUUGCUGGGUUUACACCCAUUCACUGGCUGCGACAGCGUCAGCUGCUGGAAAGGAAAGGGGAAAGUGACUCCAUACGAACUUAUGAUCACCAACCCGUCAUACAUCUCCGCCUUUACCACCCUUGGGCAAGAAUGGUCUAUUUCCAAUGUUCCAAUGGAUGUUCUGGAGCAGUUUCUCUGCCAGCUGUACAACCGUCAGAGUAUUCUACCUUCGUUGCUGGAUGUUCGACUUAGAAUUUUCAUGAAAAAGUUCUGUUUGGACUCCAAGCUCCCCCUCCAUCAUGGAUGA
Molecule: messenger RNA, 6187 nt
Organism: Paramuricea clavata
Lineage: Eukaryota; Metazoa; Cnidaria; Anthozoa; Malacalcyonacea; Plexauridae
Source: the annotation of a GenBank genome assembly